Messenger RNA from Perca flavescens (yellow perch), 1602 nucleotides. It is a transcript of the gene lctlb, whose product is annotated as lactase-like b. Lineage: Eukaryota; Metazoa; Chordata; Actinopteri; Perciformes; Percidae. The record is from RefSeq and is a predicted model, not a curated record. The transcript is spliced from 12 exons. Bases 1 to 1602 code for a protein of 533 amino acids. Gene Ontology annotation, biological process: carbohydrate metabolic process. Gene Ontology annotation, molecular function: hydrolase activity, hydrolyzing O-glycosyl compounds.
AUGUUGUAUUUAUUAGGAUUUUCAUGGGGUGCCGGAAGUUCAGCCUAUCAAACCGAAGGAGCCUGGGACAAAGAUGGAAAAGGACUGAGCAUCUGGGACGUGUUCAGUCAUAAGAAAGGCAAAAUACAACAAAAUGACACCGGGGACUCCUCUUGUGAGGGCUACCACAAAGUCAAGGAUGAUGUUUCUCUGAUGAAGGAGCUGAAGCUUAACCACUAUCGCUUCUCCAUAUCCUGGCCUAGGCUCAUCCCCACUGGCAUAAAGUCUGACCAUAUAAAUGAAAAAGGAAUACAGUACUAUGAUGGACUGAUUGACCAGCUGCUGGAGAGCAAGAUCACUCCCGUUGUAACUUUGUAUCACUGGGAUCUUCCACAGGUCUUACAGGAGAAAUAUGGUGGAUGGCAGAAUAUAAGUUUGGUCAAUCAUUUCAAUGAAUUUGCUAACCUGUGCUUUGAAAGAUUUGGCAACCGAGUCAAGUACUGGAUGACUUUCAACAAUCCAUGGUCUGUAGCAGUUGAAGGCUAUGAGACUGGUGAGCAUGCUCCUGGACUGAGACUGAGAGGAACAGGGGCAUACAGAGCUGCCCAUCACAUAAUCAAGGCACAUGCUAAAGUUUGGCAUACUUAUGACACACAAUGGAGGGCAAAACAAAAAGGUCUGGUUGGCAUCUCUCUGUCUGGAGAUUGGGGAGAGCCGGUGGAUAUGAGCAACCAGAAAGACAUUGAAGCAGCUGAGAGAUAUGUCCAGUUCUACCUGGGCUGGUUUGCCACACCCAUCUUUCACGGAGACUACCCUCAAGUGAUGAAAGACUUCAUUGGAAGGAAGAGUGUCCAACAGGGCCUUGGGACGUCUCGCCUGCCCACAUUUUCCACCCAAGAGAAGAGCUACAUCAAGGGGACCUGUGACUUCCUCGGCAUCGGCCAUUUCACCACCCGCUACAUCACCCAAAAGAACAACCCAUCAGGUCGAAGCAGCAGCAGCUACUUCACUGACCGGGACCUGGCGGAGCUGGUUGACCCUCGAUGGCCUGACCCCGGGUCUGAGUGGCUCUACUCCGUGCCUUGGGGUUUCAGACGUCUGCUCAAUUUUGUCAAGACUCAGUAUGGAAACCCAAUGAUUUAUGUUACCGAGAAUGGAGUCUCUGAGAAGAUGUUAUGCACAGAGCUGUGUGAUGACUGGAGGAUACAGUAUUAUAAAGACUACAUCAAUGAGAUGCUGAAAGCUAUCAAAGAUGGAGUCAAUGUGAAGGGCUACACCGCAUGGUCCCUGCUGGACAAGUUUGAGUGGGAUGAAGGCUACUCCGAGAGGUUUGGCUUGUACUACGUGGACUUCAGGAACAAAAACAAGCCUCGCUAUCCCAAAGCUUCUGUUCAGUUUUACAAACGCGUCAUCAGCUCCAAUGGAUUUCCCAAUCAGAGAGAGGUUGAAAACUGGAGGAGGAAGGCUAUUGAGACCUGUUCCUCAAGCAACCAGCUCCUAGCUGCAGACCCUUUGACCAGUCACAUGGAGAUGGUAACUGAGAUCGUUGUUCCCACUGUGUGCACACUCUCUAUUUUGCUCAGUGCCGUCUUCCUUAUGUUCCUGCUGCGGAGGCGGAACUAG